Molecule: messenger RNA, 1035 nt
Organism: Enterobius vermicularis (human pinworm)
Lineage: Eukaryota; Metazoa; Nematoda; Chromadorea; Rhabditida; Oxyuridae
Source: the annotation of a GenBank genome assembly
AUGUCGGUUCCUUGCGUUGAUUUAGAAUGGAUGUACAGUACACGUUCGGCACCUUUUCCCACAGUUAUUCAAACAGACGUUGUUGUACCUAAUACGAAGAACAUGAGCAAUUGCGAGGUGAUGGUGUCUCAUCAUGAAAACAAAUACAGUCGAAAUCGCAUAACUUGGCGACUACCUCGAGACUGCUCUAAAAGAAUACUUGGUUAUACAUGUCGAAUCCCUACGGAGUCACCUAAAAGCAUUGAUGACAAUCGCGUAACAGCAAGUGUCGCCAAAAGGCUUCUUGGAAUCAGCAUUGCUUUUUUAACUGUGGUGUCCGUUUUGGCUUUUAUCGGCGUUUUUCUACGCGUAUUCCAUUCUCUCGUUAGUUUUGCGGGUGAAGAUAUGGCAGUAGAGAAGAGGAUUCCAAGUGCUGAAACUUCUCGACGGCUUUCAUCUUAUCCGAGAUAUGAGUUAGUUUGUAAAGGGCGGCUGAUACUUUUUCAUCUAUUUGGCUGCAUUUCCCUUACUGGCUGCAGUGGCUACUGCAGUGAGAUUUUUAAGAAUGCAAUUUGCGCUAAGGCGUUAAAAUCAUCACAAUUGAACUAUCCAUCGGACAGACUGGCUGAAAUCUCUGUCAGUUUCAUUUAUUUUUCUACAGAGGGGAUUUUGUUUGAUUUGUGUACAACAGAAGGGUUAAACCUUCUCGCUAACUCACCGGUAGGUCAACGGCCUGGUACGCUUGACGUCGUAGCCUUGAAUCUUUUGAGAAGUCCAAGCUUCGCUGGGAUUGCAGGAACAAGAAAUAUGGAAGUCUUAUUCGAUGCUCGCAUUACUCGUGCUGCCCAACCUGUUCCUCAACCAGAAUUCAUGGAUAACCGUAAAAGUCGUUGUGAAGGGAGUUUUUUAAAACUCUUAAUCUGGGAAUGUCGAUUAAAGGCUGGGAACAUACUGUCUAGUGACCACCGAACAAGAUUAGUGCUGAUAGUGAUGCUUGACGAGCUCCAGACCACUUCAUUAAAUGAAGUAAAUGCUCUGCAGAUUUUUCAUGAGUAA